UAUGACUGCAUUUGUUUUUCAGGAAUUGGAUUCAAGAGUGUAUUUCUAAUCACUUCUCAGCCACAUAUAUUUAGCAAUGGCUAUCAGAUUCGUUUUAACGAAUCCCCUUGCUCGAAGUGCAACGUUGGCUACAUUGUCCCUGAAUGGGUUGAGGAGAACCCAAUUCUUUCUGAGAUAAAAAAUAUAUAUGGCUCAAGUUCCAACCUUCCAACCACAACGAUACUACUACCUCUGAAGCCUGACAAGGUGAAGCCUGUGAAACAACAGCUUUCAAGCAUUCAUCCUGAACUUUUGUUGUUUCUGUCAAAGAUAAAGAGGCUUUCUGUUAGGGAAGAUACUGGGGACCCCAGGAGCAAUACAGUGACUGCAAUUUCCAUUUCAAGUGAGACAAAUUUUGUCACGAGGAAGAACAUUGAUGCUGAAUCCUACCUGCUUCAUCUCUCUGCUGAUGAAAGCGGUGGUAAUUUGGAUGGAGAAUGCAGCUAUCAUAUGUGGAGGCAGAGAUUUCCUGUCAGACCGGAAAAUAAGGUAGAAAGAAGAAUUGAAGUUGAAGAAUAUGUGAUCACAUUGGCUUUUCCCACUGGCGACCGUCUUCACAGAGGAUCAACCUCCCCUGGGAUCUAUGCAUUUCUUCCCACGGAGAUGGUUACAAACUUUCCUUUCAUAAUUCAGGCAGAUUUUCUUCUGGCAUCAUCAAGGGAAACAAUCCUUUUGGAUUGCAAUUGGAACCAGGGUAUUCUUGAAUGUGUGCCAUCUGCUUUUGUUAAUGCAUUUACUUCACUUGUGAAAGAGAAGGAAGAUGCUCCUGGUUUUCUUCUGCCACGGAUGUUUGGCUUCUUACCAGUCAUGAGUUCUCCCUAUGCUCUGCUUAAUUCUGUCAGAGCAUCAAUCCAAUCAAAACUGAUGGAAGAAAGUAUUAUUCCUUGUGAAUCAUACACACAACAGAAGUUCUUCCAUAAACCCCGCGAAGUUGGAAGAUUAAAGCCUGCUUUCUGGAAUCUGUUAAAAAUGGCUAAGCAACAAGGAGUUCAUGCUGGCGUUCCUACCCAAGAGAAAGAACUACUACAAUUUCUUGAAUCUCAUGUAGCAGCUUCAGAUAUACCUAAUUUGCGUCCUCCAGAUGCGCAAAUCCCAAGUUUCUCUUCUUUACUAACCAAACAAAAUGCAUUCUUGCUUUUACAGUGGAUUCAUAACCUGAAAGAGAAGGGACGCAACAUGCCAAGCAAGUUUUUGAACUGCAUAAAGAACGGAAGCUGGCUUCGGGUUUCGCUUGGUGGCAGUAUUAGCUGCAAGCCACCAUCAGAAUCAUUCCUAUUUACCUCUUCAUGGGGAUGCCUUCUUCAAGAUGGAUCAGUGCUUGUUGAUAUACCAUUGGUAGAUCAAAGUUUUUAUGGCAAAGAAAUAUUAAAAUAUAAUGAGGAGUUGAGAAAAGUCGGGGUCAUGUCUGAAUUUAAUGAAGCAUGUGAAUAUAUUGGAAAUCACCUUAUGUCGAUAGCAGCUUCAUCCACUCUAACUAGGGCCCAUGUUUUCUCAAUGCUGAAUUUUAUCAGAUUUUUGAGGGACAAGACGCUUCCUCCUGAUAACUUCAUCAACAGAAUAAAGGAUAAAAGAUGGCUACGGACUUCCCAAGGUGAUAGGAGCCCUCUGGAAUCUGUGUUUUAUGAUAAAGAAUGGAAGGCUGCCUCUCAAAUUAGUGAUAUUCCAUUCAUUGAUCGUGACUAUUAUGGGGUAGAAAUUGUUCCUUUUCAGACAGAACUUCAGCUCCUUGGCGUGGUAUUCGGCUUCAAUGGAAACUACAAACUUGUUGUCGACAACUUAAAAUCUGCAUCAUCCUUUACAUCUCUGCCAGCCGAAGCUGUUCUUUUGAUGCUGGAGUGCUUGCGUCAUUUAAGCUCGUCUGACAAACUUGUCAGACUUCUUAAAGAGAAGAUACGCCUGAAGACAAAUAUAGGUUACAAAUCUCCAGCUGAAUGCUAUCUGUUUGAUCCUACAUGGGGUUGCCUUCUGCAAGUUUUCAACAGUUUUCCUCUUGUUGAUAUCCUAUAUUAUGGAGAAAGCAUUUUGUCAUUCAGAAAUGAAUUGAAGAAAAUAGGAGUGCUCGUUGAUUUUGAGGAAGCAACAAAAGCAUUUGCACGUGUGUUUAGGCAGCAAGCAUCAUUGUCUUCCAUAAAUAAAGAUAAUGUCCUUUCACUUCUCGCAUGCUACAAAAAGUUGAAAAGCUCUGGUCUUAAUUUUCCUUCGGAUCUUAAGAAUUGCGUUCAAGAGGUUAAAUGGCUGCGCACUCGACUUACUGAUUGUAAAGUACCAAAAGAGUGCAUCUUGUUUGGUCCAGAUUGGUUAUCUAUCUCUUCAAUAUCUCUAUUGCCUUUUAUUGAUGAUGGUGAGAAUUACUAUGGCAAGGGCAUUCACGAGUAUGAAGAGGAGCUUCAGAGCUUGGGAGUUGUCGUUUCUUUUAAAUACGGUGCUAAGUUUGUGGCUUCAAGCCUUCAUUUACCUCAAGAUCCUAGCUGCAUCACAGCUGCAGCUGUAUACUCAUUGUUGGAAUGCAUUGGGAAUUUGCAGAGAGAGGAGAAUAAGCCUUUAAUUGCUACGCUUUCACAAAAAGCUGCCCGAGAAUGGAUAAAGACUCAUGUCGGUUAUAGGUCUCCAGACAAGUGCCUGCUGUUUGGUUCUGAUUGGGGUUCUACCUUAUCUCAAGAGGACGGGCCUUUCAUCGACGAAACAUUUUAUGGCCCUAGCAUAAGUUUUUAUUCAAAAGAGCUAAAUGCUUUAGGAGUUGUGGUUGAAAAGAAAAAUGGAUGCUUGUUGCUUGCCAAUUACCUCGACAAUCAUACAAAUUUUAUGGCUAUCAAGCGGAUCUAUUCAUACUUAAAUGAAUUGAACUGGAAACCCACCGGUGAAGAUGCUGCAAAAAUAUGGAUCCCAAAUGGGCCUAAUGAUGGCGAAUGGGUAAGUUCUGAUGAAUGUGUUCUUCAUGACAAAGAUGGUCUAUUUGGUAAGCAGUUGAACAUUUUGGACAAGUAUUACGAGAAGAAAUUGCUGGAUUUCUUCUCUAGUGCUCUAGAAGUUAAAAAAUUUCCUUCUCUUGAUGACUACUGUAGCCUUUGGAUGGAUUGGGAGGCUUCUGGCCACUUAUUAUCUAGUGAUGAAUGCGCUGCCUUCUGGGGGUUUGUUGCCAAGCAUUGGAGUUUAGUGACACAGAAAGUUCUUUCUGAGAACAUUCUGAAACUUCCAGUUUUGUCUGGUUCAGAAAGAAUUUCGUUGGUGGACAAACAUGACGUCUUCAUUGCAGAUGAUCUUUGCCUGAAGGACCUUUUUGAACAGUCUGCUUUGCAGCCGCUAUUUGUCUGGUAUCCUCAGCCAAGUGUGCAAUCCUUGCCCAGAAAUAAGUUGCUUGAUAUUUACAGCAAAAUUGGAGUGCGAAAUUUAUCUGAAUCUGUUCAGAAAAGUAAGCAAUCUGCAUUCGACGACAUUGCUCCCACACAGGUGAAUUCAAGAGAGGUUUUCAUUAAAAGAGGAUUGUUUAAACUAAUUAUUGGUUUUCUUGCUGAUCUCCAAAUUGAAGUACAGAAGAGGCACGAUGCUCUGAAGGGCUUGCUUGAAAUUUCUGUUCUUGAGACACCGACCCCAAUAACCGUGGAAUACAGUUUACCACUUACUUCGGGGGAAAUCAUAAAUGUCAGUGCAAGCAGAUUGAUGCGUUGGGAGAGAGAGAAGUCAGAAUUUUUUAUGCAGAAGGUGGAUAAAUCAGGUGGUUAUAAGAAUGUCCUUGAAUUUGCAACAUAUUUUGCUGAAGUAAUUUCUCUGGGGCUUCUGUGGGAUAAAGAAGAUCAUAUUCAACAGCUUGCUGAACUUAUCAAACUAGGUUUUAUACUGGAAUUCGAUGAGGCAGCUAUUGGGUUCUUGAUGAAGACUAAAAAUCUGCAGAUAUUUUUGGAGGAUGAAGAAUUUCUCUCUUCUGCUCUCUCUUCUUGUUAGGUUGAAGUUGGUUGCGUCUUGCAGAUAUCGGACGAGGUUCCAUCUGCAGAUAGCAAAAGGGUGUUCUUCUGGUAUCUGAAAACAGAAUCUGAACUAUCAUGUCUAUAGAAUCUUUAUAUAGGAAGCUUGUUUAAUAAAUGUAAUUUGCAUUUUGAACAAUAUGGUUUCUCUAUAUUAUGCUGCUCUUUAAGUUUCUUAA
Molecule: messenger RNA, 4177 nt
Organism: Olea europaea var. sylvestris
Lineage: Eukaryota; Viridiplantae; Streptophyta; Magnoliopsida; Lamiales; Oleaceae
Exons: 3
Source: RefSeq, a predicted model, not a curated record